AUGAUUAAGAAUAUUCGAAGAUCACUCAAGACCGGGUCCACCUCCUCAUCAAACGGCGGAGAUAAACGCGACUCCAAUAAUACCAGCUCUACCUCGAAGAAACUCCUCAUCCCGAAGAAGGUCAUUCGCGCGCUCUAUGACUACACUCCCCAAUCCACCCAGGAGCUCGGUUUCAAGAAGGGCGAUUUCUUUCAUGUAAUUGGCAAUGAAAACGACGCGGAUUGGUAUGAGGCAUGCAACCCGGCAACGGAUACGAGAGGAUUUGUGCCGGUACCAUACUUUGAAGUGCUUGGGAAGACGGAUGGGAGAAGGAGUGGACCGUUGCAGGCGCCUCCUGGAGCGAGGGAUAGCGAUUCGGGGUUCAGGGAAGAUGGGAAUGCUGCGAAACAGAGAUAUUCCUCGACAUCGUCAACCACCAAGAUGGCGCCGUUGUAUGGUAUCGUGCAGUACGACUUUGCGGCCGAGCGACCCGACGAACUGGAUGCAAAGGCGGGUGAAGCAAUCAUUGUCAUUGCACAGUCUAAUCACGAGUGGUUCGUCGCGAAGCCAAUCGGACGAUUAGGUGGACCAGGAUUGAUUCCAGUCAGUUUCAUCGAAAUUCGGGAUGUCACCACGGGUCAGCCAAUCGAGAACGUGGAGGAAUUGGUUAGCCGAGCAGGUGUACCACGAGUGGAAGAGUGGAAGAAGAUGACGGCAGAAUAUAAGGAGAAGAGUAUCCCUCUUGGAUCGUUCAACUUUUCCAAUCAGAACCAGAAUCGACCACCGACGGGGUCAUCUAUUCAGGGUUCGCAGAAUUCGGCGCAGGAUAGUAGACCGACGAGCGCGAAGGCGGAGGUGGCGAGUUUGCCGGUCGUUGGGGCGAAAGUGGAGAGAUAUAUGUUUGAUGGAUCACGGUAUUGGUUCCUUAUCAAGGCAGAAAUGGAGGAUGGUCGACACAGGAACCUGUGCAGAUACUACGAGGACUUCCACGACUUCCAGUUAUCAUUGCUUGAGGGCUUCCCCACGGAAGCAGGCAAGAACGGCGAUGAGAGAAUUCUGCCGUUCAUGCCUGGACCACUGUCGUUUGUUGACGACUCCAUUUCCUCCCAGCGACAAGCGGAUCUUGACGUCUACGUGCAGGAGCUCUGCAGACUACCACGAUAUAUCCUACAAGGCGACAUCAUCAAGACAUUCUUCGAGGCACGCGAAGGUGACGUGGAAAGCACACAUGCAACAAACCUCAUCCCCCAACCGGCAUAUCGACAGCUUGCGGUCCCGAACGCACAAGGUAACCGGACAAGCAAGACCUCGCACCGCAGCAGUGAUCGAUCACAUUACUCCCGAACAUCGAAUGCUGAAACACCUUUGCCGUCGUCUACGGGUGCACUACCACCUGUCCCUCCACAACCAUCGCGAAGUCCUUCGAAUUCGAUGAAUAUGGCGAGCGUGCAGGAGGCAUUACCGCCUGUUGCUCCUGCAGCAGCGGCGGAUAAGAACAUGAUGCCACCACCACCUGCACCCAUGGCGAGAAAUUGGAGCGCGAUGACGACUGCUACGACAGUGAGCGGUGACUCGUCGAAUCCAUCACGGUUACAGACGCCUGCGUCGGCAUCGACGACAUCGAUUGCUGGAAGUAGUGGUGCACCACCGCCGUAUAUCAAGAUCAAGGUGUUCUUCAACGAUGAUUUGAUUGCGAUUAGAGUACCCAGGGACGUUACUUUCCAGGCGCUGAGCGAUAAGCUGCGUGAUAGAUUAGGCGGUGUACAAAGCGUGCGGUGGAAGGAUGAGAACGCGGGUGAGCUGUUGGAGUUGAGGGACGAUGAGGAUCUGGGUUUUGCACUGAGACAAAGUGGACCGAAGGUCGUUUUGUAUGCCAAGUAG
Messenger RNA from Saitoella complicata NRRL Y-17804, 1860 nucleotides. RefSeq lists its product as uncharacterized. The record is from RefSeq and is a predicted model, not a curated record. The coding region runs from base 1 to 1860 and encodes 619 amino acids. The transcript has 2 exons. Gene Ontology annotation, molecular function: protein binding; phosphatidylinositol binding. Lineage: Eukaryota; Fungi; Ascomycota; Saitoellomycetes; Saitoellales; Saitoellaceae.